Bactrocera oleae (olive fruit fly) is the source of this 5099-nucleotide messenger RNA. It is a transcript of the gene Ac76E, whose product is annotated as adenylate cyclase type 2 Ac76E. Gene Ontology annotation, biological process: intracellular signal transduction; adenylate cyclase-inhibiting G protein-coupled receptor signaling pathway; adenylate cyclase-activating G protein-coupled receptor signaling pathway. Gene Ontology annotation, cellular component: plasma membrane. NCBI's taxonomy places the organism in Eukaryota, Metazoa, Arthropoda, Insecta, Diptera, Tephritidae. The record is from RefSeq and is a predicted model, not a curated record. Gene Ontology annotation, molecular function: adenylate cyclase activity.
GCCACAUUUUAGUCGUCAGUAGCAACGGUUUUCGGGGUGACGACUGUGGAACGCGCGCGCAUGAUUUUGUUGUAAUUGUGUGCGUGCAGCUACAUAUUAAACACACACAUGUGCAUUAUUGCUUGUGAGAUUCUAUUCAAUUGUUGUGCUGGGUGGGAAAAGCAAAACCGGCGCGUUGUGAGUACAAAACAGUUUGGCCGGUGACGUCCUCUAGUGCAGAUCAAUGCUACUGGUGUUAUUUGCUUGCGGUCGUUGACUGCCCGCGAAAAACCAGUCGGAAAAUUUUCGGUUGAGUUGUGACGGCUAAAUAAAAACGAAUUGGCGGGUAGUAUAUUGAAUGCAUUUUCACGCAACGACGCGACUCUACGUGAAUGUGUGCUUGAAGGUUGCUAAAUCUUACUAAUAUUGACAGCGCGCGUGCUUAUAAUGCUUUUGCCACAACUUUAAAUUUUAUUUGGUGAAUAAAUAUUUAAGAUUGGAUAUUAACAUAUUUAUAAAAAAAAAAUAUUUUCCAAAUUAUAACGCCUUCAAUGAGUCUCAUUACGUCACACAAUGGCUACACUCAAAGCGGAUACUCUUAAAAAUGAAAAUGGCAUCAAAGGCGGUGCUAAAUGUGUCAAUAUUUCCAACACAUCAUCUCUGUCAUCGUCACGUGCCCCAAACAAAGCACGACUAAUGCCAGAUAGUGAAGAUGGUACUACGGCCGAAAAUAUUCAUUUGGACGAUUUGUACACUCGAUAUCGUCAACGACUGCGCAAGUCGCUCUUUACAUCGGGCCUACUGAUAUCACUGGUCGCAUGUAUAGUUUCCAUAAUUGUUGGUGUCAUAUAUGAACAAAGCUUAACACUAAUAUGUCUACUAUCUUUGGCGGCCACAAUAUCCGCGGGCAUAUUGACAGCGCUACAAUUUCCAGCGGUGCUCAGCUCACCGGCGGCGGCAUUGGCGUUUGCAAUUGUGACGACUUUUUCGCUGGGCACAAUAGCAGCUAUUACGGGAGAAAGAUUGGCGCCAAUACCGUUAUUUGCCGUUUUUCUAGGUAUACAUACAAUGCUGCCAAUAUCCUGGCCAGUUUCUUUGGUGUUGGCGCUUUUCAUGUCGGCGUUCCAUGUCAUAUAUCGCAUUGUGACCAGCAAGGAUUACGCAGCCAGCUUGCCCUUCUUAUUUGGAGAAGUUAUCAUAUUAGCUUCGGCAUCCAUUUCCGGCCUCUAUUAUCGCAUAAUGUCAGAUGCGGCACACAAUCGAACGGUGGAUGGCACACGCACGGGUAUAGAACAACGCGUGAAGCUGGAGUGCGAACGAGAACAACAAGAGCAACUGCUGCUUAGCGUCAUACCCGCCUACAUAGCGGCUGAAGUGAAGCGUAGUAUCAUGCUGAAAAUGGCGGAUGCUUGUCAACGCGCGGGAGGGCCAUCUACCACAUCUGCUACACGUUUUCAUGAAUUGCACGUGCAGCGUCACAACAAUGUAUCAAUUUUGUAUGCAGAUAUUGUGAACUUCACUCCAUUAUCAGAGCAACUUUCUGCCAGUGAUUUAGUAAAAACACUGAAUGACCUUUUUGGACGCUUCGACCAAAUUGCAGGGGAGAAUCAGUGUCUGCGUAUUAAAAUUCUCGGUGACUGUUACUACUGUGUAUCUGGACUGCCCAUAUCAAGGCCGCAACACGCUGCCAAUUGUGUAAACAUGGGUUUACAAAUGAUCGAUGCUAUAAGACAUGUACGUGAGGCAACCGGAAUUAAUGUUGACAUGCGUAUAGGCAUACAUACUGGCAAUGUGCUUUGUGGUGUCCUUGGCUUACGCAAAUGGCAAUUUGAUGUUUGGAGUGAUGAUGUUACACUGGCAAACCAUAUGGAAAGUGGCGGCGUAGCGGGCCGAGUUCACAUCACCAAACAAACUCUUGAUUUUCUCGGUGACAAAUUCGAAAUUGAAGAGGGAAAUGGUGCCAGUCGGGAUAGCUAUUUGGCAGAUCACAAAAUCGAAACAUACCUCAUUGUGCCGCCAAAGAAAAUUAUUUAUCACCAUAGUGUACCACAAGUGAUCGAAAUCACGACUUCCUCAGAGACUCAACCCAAUGAAUGUGAUGUCACGGAACGUCUCUUACCAAACCCUGCCUUCACUAGUUUCUCAAAUGUGAACAUAGCAUUGUCUUGUGAGCAAAAAACUCCUAAUCAUGAAGAUACGAUUUCUACACUAGGUAUUAGCAAUAUUUGUGGCGGCAUUUUUCCAAUAGAACGUGGAAAACUCUCGCCUUCAUCUACAAACAGCCAAGAUCCAAUUAUGACCAAAUCGAUGUCUAUCAAAGAACUAUCAGAGGAAGAGGAAGAGGAUGCAAUGAUGCAAUUAUCUAACUCGGAAGAAAAUAAUAAAUAUGGAUCUACAAACAUGCAGGCAAUAUUAAAUGAAAGUCAAACUGUAGAAUCUAAGUCAUCUUUGUCAUUGCCAAACGAAAAUGUGAUUAGUGGAAGUACAAACAAUAAUGGUAUAUUGGAAGUUGACGACAAUAUAGCUGUCAACGCAAAUUGCAACGCUUUAACAAACUCAACGGCGCUUUCAUCAAUAUUAACUAACAGUUUAAUGGUUACUGAUGGACCAGAAAAGAUACGACGAAAACUUUCCGUACAAGGUCUGAUCUCUUUUGCGGACAGAAGGCGCUCCUCGGGCGCCUUUACAGAUGGUCGCAAAUUGUCUAUACACAGCGGUGAAAGUUUUCGCAGUCACAGCGGCAAUUUUAAUCGUAAUCGCCCGUCGUCCAAAAUGACUAAAUACGUGGAGUGUUGGGGUGCAGAUAAACCGUUUGCCAACAUUGCAGAAUCGAAACUGGUUAAAAACAUAGGACUUGCGAGCAUUGCUAUGAUAGAAUCCAAUCUGCUGCCACCGGAACGUAAAUGCUUCAAUUUCAAUUUGUUCGGACCCCCUACGGAAUUGAAGCCGUUUACAUUGUGGUAUCGCAACUCUCCACGUGAGGCCAUGUAUCGUGCGCAACCAGAUACACAUUUUCGUUUCGAUUUAAUUUGCGCAUUUGUUCUUUACCUCUCGAUUGCAUUAAUUCAACUAAUCGCGUUUGAGAAAAAUUUUGCUUUGAUUGGCUCUCUGAGUGCUAGCUUUAUAUCACUUGCACUUUUCCUAUACCUAAGCAAUAUACAGGUGCCCGAAGUCAAUGCAUCAACAACAGACCGCAAUGGACCGGGUCAAGUGGUGGCAAGUAGUCGUUAUAUUCGGCUAGCUAUUUUCAUUAUAGUAAAUAUACUAAUAUCAGCAACAGCAGUUUUUAAUGUGAUAAACUUUGUAAAUAACGAGAAUCUUGAGCUUGAGUCGAUAAAUGUAGAAAGUAAUGUUAACACCUCAUCCAUGUUGACACCCAAUGAUACGUCUGUGUCAGGUGUUAUGUAUACUAAUCUACAAGAGAAUGCGUAUAACUUAAAUCAAAUAGAAAAUGCACCAAUUUAUUUGUUCUGCUCCGCUAUCAGCCUUGCGGCGAUAUCUGCUUUUUUGCGUUCCGGCUUUAUUCUUAAACUAAUUACCAUGGUUGCGGCACUCAUCUGUCAGAUGGUCAUGCUGAGCUUUAGUGAUCUCUAUGCAAUAUAUAAUCGCCAACAACUGAACGCUUUACCUAUAGACUUAAAAGGGUUCCUAUUAUUGUUAUUGGUGGUUGCGGUGCUGCAUACUCUCGAUCGACAAGGUGAAUAUGUGGCUCGCACAGAUUUUCUGUGGAAAGCAAAAUUAAAAGUGGAACAAGAAGAAGUGGAAACAAUGCGUGGAAUCAAUAAAAUUCUUUUAGAAAAUAUUUUACCCGCUCACGUAGCCACACAUUUCCUUCAUCAGGAGCGAUCCACUGAGUUAUAUCACGAGAGCUAUUCUUGUGUAGCUGUGAUGUUUGCUUCUAUACCAAAUUAUAAAGAAUUUUAUGAUGAAACUGAUGUUAAUAAGCAAGGCCUUGAAUGUUUGCGACUACUCAAUGAAAUUAUAUGUGACUUUGAUAAGUUGCUUCUGAAACCUAAGUUUAGUGGAAUCGAAAAAAUCAAGACUAUUGCAAGCACAUAUAUGUGUGCAUCUGGUCUACGGCCAGGAAAGGAAGAUGGUGCUAUGCGGAUGCGUAAUUUAGCCGAUGAAAAGCACACUGAAGAGCACAAUGUCACCAUUCUUGUGGAAUUUGCCAUUGCUUUAAUGUCAAUAUUGGAUUCAAUUAAUCGUGAAUCAUUUCAAAGAUUCCGAUUACGCAUUGGUCUUAACCAUGGACCGGUGAUUGCAGGAGUUAUCGGCGCGCAAAAGCCCCAAUAUGACAUCUGGAGCAAUACUGUGAAUGUGGCCUCCCGCAUGGACUCCUGUGGCGUAAUGGGGAGACUUCAGACGACAGAGAAUACAGCAAAAGUUCUUAUGGCUGCUGGUUAUGAGUGCGAGUGCCGUGGUCUCACUUAUGUCAAAGGAAAGGGCAAUCUAGUCACUUAUUUUGUUAAGACACAAUUCGAUGGAAAAUUGUAGGAGCAAUAUAAAUAAAACGAGGGCAGAGUAGGAGGAGAAACAAACCAAUAAAACACACAGCGAACUGGUUAAAGAUGCAUGGAACAUGUUACAAAAAAGUGAAAGUACUAACUAAUAAAACUAAAUUAAAAGAUUUAUAAUAAAGUUAAAUAAGUUAAAAAUUUAUAAAUAUUUAUGCUAACAGUAAUAGAUAUUGUUAUACUCGUAUUUUUGAAAUACUCUAAUUUUUCAUACACACCCAAUAUGUUUAAGAUAAAGGUAUAUUAUACAAGAUAGAAAAGAGAACUCUACUCAAACUAUAAUGUCCAAAAGUUUUAAAUAAACAAAUAAACUUUUGUGUGAAGUUUUGUGAUUAUUUUGAUACAAAAUUAGUUUUGGUUUGAAACGGCAUAUUAUAAUUAAAAACUCCUUUCAAGAAUUCAAAAAAGUUCAAUUACAUUCUCACCUUAUUUGCACAAAGAAAUUCAAAGAUCUCAGCAUCUAAGUAAUGUAAAAAUAUCAUUGUAUACAGAAAAUGUUUCCCCUAUAAGGGAAAGAUUAUAAAAAUCACUUAUAUUACAAUUAUUUUUACAUAUGCGGGAAGAACCAAAAAAACAAUAAAUUGUUUGUUAUUACUUUACGCA